AUGUCGAUAGAACUCAGAGAAGGCCUCUCUGCAAAGGUGGCAACAUGUGAUAAAGUAAUUCAUAAUUUUUCUUCAGCAUAUCACUGUGGUCAAUGUACAGAGGGCUGGUUCAAAUAUUCUGGCAAUUGUUAUUAUACUGGUAAGGAAUUAAAAACUUGGAAUGAGAGUUUGAUGGCCUGUGCUUCUAAGAACUCCACUCUGCUUUACAUAGAUAGUGAAGAAGAAAUGUGGGUGUCAAUAAAAGGCUCAACUUUCAAACUAAAAAUAGUUGAAAUAAAAUCAGGUAAACGUAAUUGUGCUGAGCUAUCAUCCUCUCUUAGACUUCAAUCAGACGGAUGUGGAUCUUCAAAAUUUUAUAUCUGUAAGCAUAAGCUUUAG
This is a messenger RNA of Otolemur garnettii (small-eared galago), 378 nucleotides long. Its product is annotated as NKG2-A/NKG2-B type II integral membrane protein-like. The coding region runs from base 1 to 378 and encodes 125 amino acids. The record is from RefSeq and is a predicted model, not a curated record. NCBI's taxonomy places the organism in Eukaryota, Metazoa, Chordata, Mammalia, Primates, Galagidae. Gene Ontology annotation, biological process: stimulatory C-type lectin receptor signaling pathway; positive regulation of natural killer cell mediated cytotoxicity. The transcript has 4 exons.